Molecule: messenger RNA, 615 nt
Organism: Kwoniella shivajii
Lineage: Eukaryota; Fungi; Basidiomycota; Tremellomycetes; Tremellales; Cryptococcaceae
Exons: 1
Coding region: 1-615 (204 amino acids)
Source: RefSeq, a predicted model, not a curated record
AUGCCACUUAUCGACAAGUCCACUCGAGACUCUUUCGUCCCAGACAUAGCCAUGACCGUUGUAUCUCAAUUUAGAUUUGAUUCGGUCACCGGCCCUUUGAAAGGAAGGGGAUACAGGACAGAACUUGAUCCUGAAUCUUAUUGUGGAGAAGGUUGUUUAGAUCCGCCUGGUCCUCCCGUUUCGGGAUCAGAUAUUCAGGUCCCUCGGGACGAAAUGCAAGGACCCAUAUCUACAUCUUUGUCACAGAAACUUUUACCUGAACAUUAUGCCACAACUGUUCGAGAACUGAAAAGGGUUAGACGACCAGGAUACUCACUUAACCAGGAAUACUGUGGAGUUGAUAGUGAGGUCGCCACCAAUCACACAACUGCUUUACUAAGUGAAAAUUCUAAAGAUGGUGAUGGACAGAUAUCUUUUCAAAAAUUCUAUGACGCUGCGUUCACUCCUUUCGCAAAGAGAACUACCCAAAUUCAUAGAUCACAAAGAGAGGAUAAAGGUGAAACCGUUUUCACAGUUGUCUGGGGUACCACCCCUGCCACUCUUGAGGAUAUUAUUAGCUUCGAAGAUACGCCUACAGGGUACACUCAAUCCGACUCAGGUGCUAGACAUCAUUAA